CCUACCUUUGGGCCAGUAGAACACUGAAAGUGGAGAAUUCUGAGCUGUUACACUGCACUCCAGAGUCGUUGGUGGCUACCCCAUGCCAGUGAGGCAAUUCCCUAAUAAGUCUGGUAGUGCUUGCUUUUUUCUGACUGCUGCCUGACAGGCGAGCGCUCCUAGGAAGCCGACUUCAUUCUUAACCAGGUCUUUUUUCUAUACUCCUGGACAGAAGAAUUUGUAGAAGUUACACUGGGGUUCAUCAUCCAUUUUUCCAGUUGCCUGUCCUCUCUUCCUAUUUUAUUGAUAUUAAACACAAGAACGGUUUUUGUAACAGGAGAAAAUAUACUUAGGCAAGUCCAAAUAGAGAAGAUAUUAAAAAUUUUGAAAAUGAGCCAAGAAAAAAUUGAAAUAUUUGAAAGUGAGUUGUCAGAAGAGAGAGAAGGGAAAAAGCAAUUGACAUCUGAUCUUAAUACUGUGCAGAUGGCUUUGAAAGUUAAAAGUGAGGAAUUACAAAAAUCAAAGUCAGAACUUAUAUGCCUUUAUAAUGAAAUUCAAAGUCUUCCAGGGACAACAAAAGACAGAGACCAUUUUUUAACAGCAUAUGACCUGCUACAAAGAGAGAAUUCUGAAUUAGAAACAAAGGUCAUGAAGCUUUCACAAGAAUUUGAACAAGUUAAUCAUUUUACUUUAGCUGCUAAUUUAAUUGCAAGUGAAAGUAUCUGUAAAGAUCCUGUGUCUAAACUACCAAUUUUGGAAUUAGAGACUCAAAGCCCAAAGGAGGAGAGAGAGGAACUCUGUCCUGAACAAGGAGAAAGUAAGCAGAAGGAAAUUGCAGAGGAGUCAGUAAAAGAGGGCACUUUGCCAAGAGAGAGGCAGAAGGAGGACUCACAACAGAACCAAGAUAUGAAGGGUGAAGGACAGCAGUUGACCUUGAAGCAUGAGGAAGUCAUGAGGCUUAGUGAAGAGCUGAAUCCUAUAAAUCAGAGCCUCCGGCAGUCUCAGAGCUCAGGGGAUAGUUCAAAUGACAGUAAUGCCCAGCCUCCAUCAUCUGAAGAAAAAUUGAAAUACCAGCAGCAAGAGGAUGUACAAAAGCUUCGCCAGAAUUUGCACCGGCUCCAGGUUUUGUGCUGCUCAGCCGAAAAAGAGCUCCAAUAUGAGCGGGGAAAGAACUUGGACUUGAAGCAGCACAAUAGCUUACUUCAAGAAGAAAACAUUAAGAUCAAAGUUGAACUAAAGCAGGCCCAGCAGAAGUUCUUAGAUAGCACAAAGAUGUGCUCUUCACUCACAGCAGAAUGGAAGCACUGUCAGCAGAAAAUCAGGGAACUGGAGCUGGAGGUACAGGCUCAGAGCAUUAAAUCACAGAACAACCUGCAGGAAAAGCUGGAUCAGGAGAAAUCAAAAGUUGCUGAUGCAGAAGCGAAGAUUUUGGAUCUACAGCAGAAAUUAGAACAAGCUCACAAAGUCUGUCUCUCAGACACGUGUGCUUUGGGGAAGAAGCAACUCGAGGAAAGAAUAAAAGAAGCCCUGGAAAAUGAAGCUAAAACAAAGCAACAAUAUCAGGAAGAGCAACAAAACAGGAAACUCCUAGAUCAGAAUGUAAAUGAGCUACAAAAGCAAGUGAGCAUCUUACAAGAUAAAGGGAAUCAACUGGAAAUAACCACUUCUCAGCAACAAUCCAGAAUUCAGGAACAGGAGGCCCAACUUAAACAACUAGAAGAUGAAAAAAGAAAAUCAGACGAGCAUCUUAAGAGCAACCAAGAAUUGUCAGAAAAGCUUUCUGGGUUGCAGCAAGAGAAGGAAGUGCUACGUGAAAAAUAUGGGCAACUUUUGAAGCAGUUUGAUGUCCAUGUGAGGAACUAUAAUGAGAAACAUCAGCACCACAAAGCCAAACUUCGCAGAGUUAAGGACCGUUUAGUUCACGAAGUAGAACUACGAGAUAAGAAAAUUGAAAAACUAGAACAUGAAAUCAGAAUUCUGCAUCAAGAAAAGGAAAAGGAUAAGGCAUUCCGGGACCAGGUCAUUGCUCAAAAUGAUAUACUGCUCCUAGAGAAAAGGAAACUUCUGGAACAAUUCCUAGACCAAGAACAAUUAACCCACAGCAACAAAUGCGUAAUAUCUUCAGUCGAGAACAGAGUCUUUCUUCUGGAUCAAGAAAAUAAGCAAUUGCGGGAAAUCAGCCUCCGGCUUACACAGCACGUUGGCUUCUUAAAGCGAAUCAUAAAGAGCAUGCAGAUUUAUGAAGAAAAGGAGACAAUUAAUGACGUCCCUGAACUUGAAGUAUGGAGUAAAAUCUUGCCCUUAUCAAGCUCCAGUUUUUCAGGAAGAGGUUUGGUACAGUCAGUCAGAAACCUUCAAGAGCUUGAGGAACGUAAGUCAGAAGAAGCAAUCGCAAACCUUGAAGUCCCCCAAGUCUCUUUAGGGUUCACAGAAUUCUGAAGCUGGAUACAUAAAAGUGACUAUUCUGAAAGAGACACAGUGCAUCCAAGAACAAGACCAAAAGUCAGAACCAUAAAAUCACUGGUGGCUAAAACUAGACUGAUCGAAGCUGCUAACUUAAAGCUUGGGUGUGAGGGUGGAACAUGACAUGGAGAAGAAUUACCACAGAUCCCCACUGGACAUCAACUGAGAGUCUUUGAAAUUGCUGAUAAAUUCAUUAAACCAGUUAUAAAAAUAUA
This is a messenger RNA of Canis lupus familiaris (dog), 2657 nucleotides long. RefSeq names its product coiled-coil domain containing 30 (gene CCDC30). NCBI's taxonomy places the organism in Eukaryota, Metazoa, Chordata, Mammalia, Carnivora, Canidae. The record is from RefSeq and is a predicted model, not a curated record. The transcript is spliced from 17 exons. Bases 370 to 2418 code for a protein of 682 amino acids.